Messenger RNA from Odontomachus brunneus, 2455 nucleotides. Its product is annotated as zinc finger HIT domain-containing protein 3. Bases 39 to 533 code for a protein of 164 amino acids. NCBI's taxonomy places the organism in Eukaryota, Metazoa, Arthropoda, Insecta, Hymenoptera, Formicidae. The record is from RefSeq and is a predicted model, not a curated record. The transcript has 2 exons. Gene Ontology annotation, molecular function: protein binding.
UCAUCACGAUCGUCACGUGACGUAAACAAUUCUGGUGUAUGCACGUACGUCGACGCUACGCAAUUCAAUUUGAGUUUAUUAAUGAUAUAAUAAUGUCUGCAACUAAAGAAGUUAAGAUUUGCUGCAUUUGCAAGAGGGAAAACCCUUAUUACAAAUGUCCCACGUGCGAAAAACUUUACUGCUCUUGCACAUGCUACAAAAAGCACAAGGAUCAAGCCUGUGAACCUCGGAAUGAAGCUGAGAAAUCUGCAAGUCUCAAGAAUCCUCAGGAACCUGUCAGCAAUAUCAAACAGAAAUAUUUAUUUCCAACAAUGGACACUGUGCCCAUAGAAAAGUUGGAACGAUUACGUCAUAGCAACGAGUUGAAGCAGUGUCUUGCAAAUCCUCACGUACGCACAAUGAUAAAGGAUGUUGCAACUAGUCAUGAUCCUACCUCAGCGAUUCACAAAGCUAUGAGAGAACCAAUAUUUGUUGAAUUUGCUGAUAUUUGUCUGAAGAUUGUGGAGCUGCCAGAGGAGAAUAGGCCAUGCUGAAUGGUCUAUGAAUGCAUCACUAUAUUAUACUAUAUUAUAUUUACUAUAUAUUCAUUUAUAUACUAUAUUUAUAUACAUUUAUAUUUACUAUAUUCAUUUAUAUACUAUAUUAUACUAUAUAUUAUACAGAACUGUGUAACUAUGUAAUAUAUAUGUAUAAAAAGUAUACAAAAGGAUAUGUGUGUACAAAGGAUAAUUGUCAGAGAAAACAAUAUCUUUCUUUUUACAUACAUAUAUAUUUCUUAAACAGAUAUAAACGAUAUGAAUGUAUCUUAGAUAUGAAUGAAGUGUUUGUAUACUUUAUGAGGAGAUGAUCUUAAGAUAGAUUACGUAUUAGGUGAAUGUUACCUUAAGUUAUCAGUGCAACCUUUACGUGAUGAUGUAUAAAAGGAACAAAACGCAGCUUUAUUUUGUGAAGAAAUAGUUGAGACUCUCACGUUCUGAUUUUUCUUUUUUUUUUUUUCUUGUGAUUAAAGCUCUGAAUGUUGAAAGUAGUAGGAUGAAACGUAACUUUCGACGUCUUUUGGUAUUUGUGCGCGGUCCAGUUCAGCCUCGAGAGCGUGAUAUCUCCUCCUAACGUGGUGUGCUGCCAUUUUCGGUUGUCUGUCCCUCGUGAAGAUCCCUUUUUUAUUUCCGCCCACUCUGGUAUACGCUGCAACGCGCAAAUACCAAGAAACAUUAUUGAUAAAAAUCAUAUCACGAGCUAAUUUCCUCCAGAUGUUUUUUCUUUGUAAAUUAAGGUUUCUGGUCCCACUGCAAGGACUUUUGGCAUGCAUUUUCUCGCUUCUGACGUCAUCAAUCCAAAAUUCCGCAGCAGUGGGAUCAGAAGAAUUUACAGACUUUAAAGAAGUCUAUAAAUUAUUACGCGACUCCGUUUCAUUUAUUGUACUCACAUUGCGCGGUGCGGAAAUCAGCGAAAUUCCAAAUAAAUUCGCCGAUAAAGAAGCCGUCGUAUCGCAAUCGAUCGAAGGCUUCGAAAUGUCUAGACAAUAAUUCUUUCUGGUACUCUUCGCUCCAUACGUAUUCCGGUAGCUGCAAGAAACGUUAAACGUUUAAUGAAAAAAAAACAAUUACGACAAUAUAACAGAAUAUAUAUAAAGAGAGAUAUUGAUAUUAUUAUACUAAUAAAAUAUUUAGCAAAAUAUUAAUAUACCUCGUGCAAGCCCGGCAUAGUGUCAGCUCCGUAUUCUGAUAUGAGCACCGGCUUGUUAUAUUUCCUGUGCCAGGCCUCGGCUUCCCCUUGAACCCUGUCAGUAAUCAUGUCUAGUCUGCCGGCAUUGCUGUACCAAGCGUUGUAACGAUUAAAGCUGAUCACGUCGAGAAACUGACCAGCCUUGUCUUCCUAGAAAUUACAAAAGCAGUAAUCAUUUAUAAAUCGAGAGGAUAUUACUUUUUAACUCGUUUAUGUAAUUUCUAAUUUUGACUCUUAAUAGCCUUUUCUCUUUCUCUCUUUCUAUAUAUAUAUGUAUAUAUAUACGAUAGACGUGGCUAAACAUCCGAGGGUAUAGGAUAAGAAAUAUAAGGAUAAGAAACUUAAAAAGGAAAGAAAUUUGCCUGUAUAGGAUAAGAUACGUAUAGGAUAAAGAAAUAUAUAUAAGAAGGAAGGAAGAAAAGGAAGCAAAGAAGAAAGAAAUAAAAGGAGGAAGGAGGAAAAAGAAUAGAUAUUAAUUAGAUAUUUAUAAGUUAAGUAAUUAAUUAUAAUAAGUUAAAUAAAAGUAAUUAAUUAUAAUAAGUUAAAUAGUAUAAGUUAAAUAAUUUAUAAGUAAGACAAUUAUAAGUUAGACAUUAGUUAAGACAUAAAUAGGUUAAGAUGCGAGGAAAGGAAAAAUGUAGAAAGAUAAAAGGUGUAUAGAUAUAAGGAAAAGAACAUAAUAACUUGGCGCGAAGCUGAAGUUGGAAAUAAAGAUACAGAUACAGAUAUA